AUGCGUCAUAAACAGAAACAACCCAUCAGAUUGAAGAUCCUGAAGCAGUAUACCGCGGAUACCAUGCUGGCAGCUUUUAAAGCUGUAAAAGAAAAUCACAUGCCAGUAGAUAGAGCAGCUGUGGCUUUUGGUGUUCCAAAACAAACAUUAAGGGACAGGGUUCUGAACAAAGUAAAAAUAGGAGCAAAGAGGGGAAAGAAUUCCUUGUUCACAUUGGGCGAUGAGGAGCUGCUGGUAAACCAUAUUGAAACCCUGGCACAGGUGGGAUAUGGUCUGAAUCGCGCACAAUUGAUCGUUCUUGCCGGUGAACUUGCUGUAAAGCUUGGUAGGCGCAAUUCAAAUGCCAAGCUGAGUAAUGACUGGUACUAUACCUUCUUGAAAAGAUGGAAUCAUAGACUAAAGGUAAUAAAACCAAGGGCCCCAACAUCAACUCGGGCAGCAGGAGUGACGCAAGAACACAUUGACAAUUACUAUUGUAAACUGAAUGCUGUUCUUGAAAAGUAUAAUCUCAAGUCGAAACCACAUCUGAUCUACAAUCUUGAUGAGACUGGAAUACAACCUGAACACAGGCCAUCAAAAGUCACCACUGGUGUUUCGUCAAGUAAAACACAAGAAGUAACCUCACCAAACACAGGCACCACUACCAUAGUAGCCUGUGUAAAUACAGCAGGUACUGCUAUGCCACCCUACUAUGUCUUCAAAGGGAAACGGACAAACGACAAGUUCAUGAAUAAUGCAUUAGCUGGUGCAGCCUACACCAUGUCAGACUCUGGGUGGGUAAAUGGUGAAGUUCUCAUGAAGAACCUCAAUGAACACUUCUUGAAAUUCGUACAAAGGGGAUCUGGUGACAACAUUGAACCCAUCUUGUUGAUUUAUGACGGGCAUUCAUCACUUGUGUCUCUCGACAUUGUAAAGUGGGCCAGACAGCACCAUGUGAUCUUUUUUGUUCUCCCACCACACAGUUCGCAUGCCCUCCAACCAUUGGACAUAGCAUGCUUCGGUCCAUUCAAGGCCACAUUCCACAGUGAGUGCCACUUAUAUAUGGCAAAGGAAAGGGGUAGAAUAAUUACGAAGUAUGAAAUUGCAGAGUUGUCAGGAAAAGCCUACUUGAAGUCUAUGAUACCAAUCACAAUACAGGCUGGAUUUAGAAAAGCAGGAAUAUUGCCGUUUGAUGCAGCCAAGGUCCCUGUUGAGAUGAUUUUGCCAUCGCAAUCAUUUCCGAAGAAGAUUUGCAACACAGAAGCACCGAGAAUGUCAAUGAAAGAACUUUUAGAUAACAAACUGAUUGAGACCGCCUCAAAAACAACACAAGAUAUAACGAAACCAAAGGAAUUUCAGAUCAAAGACACCAUGCAGAAACCAAAAUUAGGGGGGAAGCCCAUUACUGAGGACAAGGUUUUCAAUCAGAUGAUAGAUUACCAACUUGAAUAA
Messenger RNA from Dreissena polymorpha, 1431 nucleotides. RefSeq lists its product as uncharacterized. Gene Ontology annotation, cellular component: nucleus. The record is from RefSeq and is a predicted model, not a curated record. The transcript has 2 exons. NCBI's taxonomy places the organism in Eukaryota, Metazoa, Mollusca, Bivalvia, Myida, Dreissenidae. Gene Ontology annotation, molecular function: DNA binding. The coding region runs from base 1 to 1431 and encodes 476 amino acids.